GCCCUGUAUAUAAAAUUAAGCAACGGUGGAUGAGGAAGAGAAACAGUUGUGAGGGGAGGAGGGCAGCUAUGGGAGCUUUUUUUGGAACAUAUUUCCUUUUGUGUGUCUGUCUUAUCUGGCUAUUUUUCUCUUCGUCCUCGUUAUAUAUUGCAUCCCCCUCUUCUUUAUCAUCGUCAUCUUGUAAAUUACGGAGAAAGUUUCAACUCAAUGAAGCGCACAAGCCUGGUGAUGUGGUUCUAGGUGGGCUGUUUGAGGUCCACUACACCUCUGUCUUCCCUGAGCAGACAUUUACCUCAGAGCCACAACAACCCAUCUGCAAAGGUAUUUUGUGUGUUAGCUUUGACACUCUAGGGUUCAGGCAUGCCAUGACCAUGGCCUUUGCUAUUGAUGAAAUCAACAAGAACUCCAAUCUGCUACCUAAUGUGACUCUGGGAUACAGUCUUUAUGAUAACUGUGGUGCACUUGUCAUUGGAUUCAGUGGUGCAUUAUCAUUGGCAAGUGGUCGAGAGGAGCAGUUUCUGCUUCAGCAGAACUGUUUAGGGACACCUCCAGUCUUGGGGAUUGUGGGUGAUUCCUACUCUACGUUUUCUAUUGCCACCUCCAAUGUGCUAGGUUUAUACAAAAUGCCCAUUGUGAGUUAUUUUGCCACAUGCUCCUGCUUGAGUAAUCGCAAACGAUUUCCAUCCUUCUUUAGAACGAUCCCAAGUGAUGCUUUCCAGGUGCGUGCUAUGAUUCAGAUUCUAAAACGUUUUGGUUGGACUUGGGUAGGCCUGUUGGUCACAGAUGAUGACUAUGGACUCCAUGUUGCCCGUUCCUUCCAAUCUGACCUUGCUCAGUCUGGUGGAGGUUGUCUGGCCUACUUGGAGGUUUUGCCCUGGGACCAUGACCCAAGUGAACUUAGGAGGAUUGUGAAUGUGAUGAAGAAAUCCACAGCUCGUGUGGUCAUGGUGUUUGCACAUGAGGGUCACAUGAUUAACCUCAUGGAAGAGGUGGUGAGGCAGAAUGCAACAGGCCAGCAGUGGAUAGCAAGUGAAGCUUGGACAGCAGCUGCUGUGCUCCAGACACCUCGCCUCAUGCCGUACCUGGCUGGCACACUGGGCAUCGCCAUCCGCCGAGGAGAAAUACCAGGGCUCAGGGAAUUUCUUUUACAAAUACGUCUUGAUCAAAAUAACAGCGUCAACAAUGAAAAUAACAUGGUGAGGCAGUUUUGGGAAUCCACAUUUCAGUGUAGAUUUGAUCCAGCAGGUUGGGUGGAAGCAGAGGGACCACUAUGUACUGGACUGGAAAAUAUUGAAAAUGUGGAAACUGAGUUUUUGGAUCUUUCUAACCUCAGGCCUGAGUACAAUGUUUACAAGGCUGUGUAUGCUCUGGCAUAUGCGCUUGAUAACAUGCUGCAGUGCGAGCCAGGGAGAGGGCCUUUCAGUGGGCACAGCUGUGCCACUUUGGAAAGACUGGAGCCAUGGCAGCUUGUACAUUAUUUGCAGAAGGUCAACUUCACAACAUCAUUUGGUGAUGAAGUAUCAUUUGAUGAGAACGGUGAUGCCCUACCAAUAUAUGAUAUCAUGACCUGGCUACGGCUCCCUAAUGGAGGAUGUAAAGUUCAGAAUGUGGGUGAGGUUAAGAGGUCAGACUCCAAAGGUGAAGAACUCACAAUUGAUGAAAGCAACAUUUUUUGGAACUUUGAAUCGAACAAGCCACCCCGGUCAGUGUGCAGUGAGAACUGUCCUCCAGGAACCCGCAUUGCCAGAAAGAAAGGGGAACCUGUGUGUUGUUUUGACUGCAUUCCUUGUUCUGAGGGAAAGAUCAGCAAUAAGACUGACUCCAUGGAGUGCACCAGUUGUCCAGAGGACUUCUGGUCCAGUCCUCAGCGUGACCACUGUGUUCCUAAGAAAACAGAGUUUCUCUCCUACAGUGAGCCUCUGGGUAUCUGUUUGACGACCACCUCAUUGCUGGGCACAUUUAUCUGUGCUGUUGUCCUGGGAAUCUUCACCUAUCAUCGAAGCACACCCAUGGUACGCGCCAAUAAUUCCGAACUGAGUUUUCUGCUCUUGGUGUCACUUAAACUGUGUUUCCUGUGUUCACUGCUGUUUAUUGGCCGUCCCAGGCUAUGGACAUGCCAGCUGAGACAUGCAGCAUUUGGGAUCAGCUUUGUGCUUGCUGUCUCAUGUAUUCUGGUGAAAACCAUGGUGGUUCUGGCUGUGUUCAAGGCUUCCAAGCCAGGAGGUGGAACCAGUCUGAAAUGGUUUGGUGCUAUGCAGCAGAGAGGGACAGUUCUGGUUCUUACUUCUAUCCAGGCAGCAAUCUGCACAGCUUGGCUUGUCUCUUCCUCGCCAGCUCCUCAUAAAAAUACAGAAUACCAUAAUGACAAGAUCGUUUAUGAGUGUGUUGUAGGGUCCACAGUUGGUUUUGCAGUGUUACUGGGUUACAUUGGCUUACUGGCAAUCCUUAGCUUCCUGUUAGCCUUCCUGGCAAGGAAUCUUCCAGACAACUUCAAUGAGGCCAAGUUUAUCACUUUCAGCAUGCUUAUUUUCUGUGCUGUAUGGGUGGCCUUUGUCCCUGCUUACGUCAACUCACCAGGCAAAUAUGCCGAUGCUGUGGAGGUAUUUGCCAUUCUGGCCUCCAGUUUUGGCCUCUUGCUGGCACUGUUUGGACCCAAAUGUUUCAUAAUCCUGCUGAGACCAGAGAGGAACACAAAGAAAGCGAUCAUGGGUCGAGGAACCAUUAAGUCAUGAAAGCAGCAUUUACAGGAAAAUUAUCAGUCAUAACCAUUAGUAUGUAUUUUGCAUUCAUUCAUUAGUGAUCUUCCCCUUAAAUUGCCAGCAGAAGUAACCUGCUUAAUAACUUCAGAAAUGUUUUUACUGUAUAACAGAAAUUUGGAAGAAACCAGAAGAGUUAAAUGUUUGUGUGAAACAGAAUCUUACUUUAUUGUUUCUGCCUAGAUUAUGAGAUAAUCUGAAAGGCUUCAGUUUCUACCUGACUAAAACUCAAAGAUUAAAUUAAACUACUUUUCCUGUGACUGUUGAUUAUGAAGAAGCUGUCUCCAAACAAGAGAAAAAAACAACAGGAAUCACAUCAUCAUCAUUACAUCAUGGUCAUAAUAAUUUACACAAGUCUGAUUAAUGGAAACAUUCAUAAUGUGGAAUUAAGAUAAAGGCCAAAUCUGAAAUGUUGUCAUUGUAUGUGAAUAUGAGCCAAGAAGCAUGACUUAUCCAGGUUGCGCUUACAUUACUACCUGAAGAGCAGCUAAAACACAAUACACAAUAUUCACUACAUCAUGUAUAGAGGUUUUCGCUUUGAGACAAACAGCAAAACAUCAUCUGCAUAGAUUGUGAUUCUGUUACUUUUUGUACCCGAAUUGACACCCUUAAGGUCAUUGUGAAUUAAAAUGUUUGUAAAUGG
This is a messenger RNA of Dicentrarchus labrax (European seabass), 3399 nucleotides long. Its product is annotated as extracellular calcium-sensing receptor-like. The transcript has 9 exons. Bases 30 to 2732 code for a protein of 900 amino acids. Gene Ontology annotation, molecular function: G protein-coupled receptor activity. Lineage: Eukaryota; Metazoa; Chordata; Actinopteri; Moronidae. The record is from RefSeq and is a predicted model, not a curated record. Gene Ontology annotation, cellular component: membrane. Gene Ontology annotation, biological process: G protein-coupled receptor signaling pathway.